AAGGACGGGGGAGGAGGGAGGAGGGAGGAAUGAGGAAAAGAAUCUGGACCUGGACCUGAAGUACCAUUCUUGGCUUCUCCUUCAUCAUGAACCUUCCUACAUCGCUGCUCAGCCUCUUGCUGAGCCUGACAGGUGCCUGGGCUCUUCAGUGCUACAGUUUGGAACGUGUCUUCACGGGUCCUUUUGAUCUAUCCGGCCUCUCGAUCCCCACUGUGACCUGUGGUUCACGACAAAAGACCUGCCUGGAGGCAGUGACUUCCAUGAGUACAGGUUACAGAAACUCGGUGACCCUGGUGAAAAAGGGCUGUUCUUAUGGGGAAGGCUUCGGGGAGAUGACCUCAGGUGGGGACUCACUGCCUCCUGACUACACCAUGGUCCUUCGAUGCCAGGAGGAUCUGUGCAACCGCCAGAUUGACAGCCACGACAGCAUCCCCAACCUCAGCCCAGCCCCAGAUCCUCCAGAGCUCAGUGGCACCGAGUGCUGGGCAUGCAUCAGUACCAAGGCUGAGGAUUGUGAGCUCCAGAACUCCCGCAAGAUUAAGUGUCAUGGAGGCCAGAGUGUGUGCUUCCAGGGUCAAGGCUCCCUGACCAUUGAGAACUUCUCCAUCCCCAUCUAUGUGAAGACAUGCCAAGAACCCACAUGCACGGUGAUUGGGGCCACCACUCAAAGUUCAGACAACUACCUCAAAGGCUCCUGCUGUGGGGAGAACUUCUGUAACAGUGGUUCCAACAGACAAAUGGACCACAUCAAUGAUACUGCCCCCUCCCAUCCCACUGGCCUCGUGGGUCUCCCACUGUUCCUGACCAUCUCCUUUCUGUUAGGGCCACUGAGAGAAGCCCUGGUUUCCCUUUGAUCUUGAGGCCUUCAAGGAUUUGCUGAGAGAGCCUUAAAUCCUCAAGCCUGGGACCUGAGCAGGUGCCACUGCAGAGGAGGUGAUUCUCCAGCCUCUGGGAGAAUCCAUCCAGUGAAGGGGAGCUCACUCUCUCUUGGCAAUCCAUUCUACUCUAGGCAGGGUGGGUUAUUAAGAAGGGCUUCUUCCCAUAGAACUGAAGACAUCCCAUCUGAGGCUUCUCCAGCUUCCCCAUCCCACCUUCCACAUCCUCUUUGUUCGGUGUUCUUCAUGAUGAGACAAACAAAGCAAACAAAGCCAGUCUAGUCCUCUUCUGCCUGACAACCCUUCAAAUAUUUAAGGCAGCCACCAAUUGCCAGCCCACCACUCCAACGGCUUCCCCUCUGGCCAUUAAAUGUCCCUUGAACCUUGCCCAUAUCCCUACUUGGUAUGUUCACCGGGUCUUCCCAGGGCCCUGACCUAGCUUGUCACUAUCCUUUCCAUUUCUCAACACCCCCACAACCCUCUAAGGCCAUAAAUUGAAGAGAAGGUGCCAAUCUUCACCAGUAGAGAGCAUUUCCUCACCUGGGAGUUCCCUAGACCACUCAAAUCCCAGUUCCCCUUCCUAUCCCUAGACAUUAGUGUAUACUUCAGGACCUGCUGUCUAACUUGUCUAACUUGAAGAAAUGCAAAUUGUUUCAUUGCCAGAUACAAAGUAUACAAAUCCUAAAGGCAAUAUCUCAAGAACCAUCAGGCUAGGUAGUCAGGGGUACAGUCCAGAAAGUCCUGGACAUGAGUCAGGAAGACCCGAAAUCAAAUCUAGCCUCAGACACUUUUUUUUAAACCCUUGGACCUUAUAUCUUAUCGUCAAUACUAUGUAUUGGUUGCAAGGCAGAAGAGUAGUCAGAGCUAAGCAGUGGGGGGUUAAGUGACUUGCCCAGGGUCAAACAGCUAGGAAGUAUCAGAAGCUAGAUUUGAACCCAGGACCUCUGUCUCUAGGCCUCAUCUCAAUCCACUGAGCCACCUAGCUGUCCCCCCCCAGACACUUAGAAGUACUGUGUGAAUUUUAAAACUAUUCCACCCUAACCAGACCAUACUUUAGAAGAUCUGAUUUAGCUAUUUCCUGAUCAAUAACAAUAGAGAUUCUUGGACUAACAGAAUCAGGUCUUCGGAACCCUGAAUUUCUCCACCCUCCUUAGUUUAACAAGAUUAGGAAGGUCUGCACCAAAUCAAGAUUUAAUUAUCUGAGGAAAGGGCCUUCAAUAGACAUGUGCAGAAAAAGCAGACAGACCCCUGGGCUGUCCUAAGUCAAGAUAAGCUAUCACUGGUACAGAUGAGAUGCAGGAAAGUUACAUAAAACCGUCUAUGUAAGGCACAUCACUUCCUCUCUCUUCCUCUUUCUCUAGAGAGGCGACUCUUUCUGGCAGUAUGCUAGGCUUUCUGACAUCUUGGAGUGGUGGCAGUUAUUUGUCUGGGUUUGGUGGUGAGUUUUGCCCUUGACCUGAUUCAGGUUCAGGCAUCUUAGCUGAGCCCUUUUGGAGGUCAGACUGAUUCCUUCCUCCUUCACAUUCAAACCCUUACUUUCUAGAUCUUCUAAUCUUCCCGCCCAGUACUUCCUUCUUCCUUCUUAGAAAUCUUCUCCACUAUAUCAAUUAAAUCACCAUAAAAUUUCCAGCUGACUUGGGUAUUUUAUUAUUUGGGAUUUUCCCUGGCGACCAAAUUAAAUUUAGAUUUUUAAGUCACAACACUAAAAUUAUCCUUUACAACUGUGACCCUUGGCAAAUUAUUUGACCUCAGUGGCCUUAACUGUAAAGCAGAAAUAAUAAUGGUGUCUGUCCUUGGAACUCAUUUCUCUACACUCACUACUUUUUCAGACAUUCCUGUGAUUUCCAUUAUCUCCUGUAUGUAUCUGCCUGAGUACAGUGCCUGGCACAACAUGGUAGGCUCUUGGUAAAUAUCUAUUGACGAUGACUGCCAAACUGCCUCUUCAGCCCUCCAUCCUCUGUCUCUGUUGCUGCUGUGAUGGUGACCUGGUGUGUAUAUGCCCAGACCCCUUCAACUUGCUCAUCUGAUGCAACUGUCCCGUGUGGAUGAACCUGAGAAAUGAGGAUCCUUCUGAGAGAGAAUAGUGGUGACUUUAUGAGAGGGGGCCUGUGUUCCCUGGGAAGCAGAUCAUGCCUGCACAUUCUGUGACUGGUUCCUGCUGGCUAACACCACACAGGGCUAGAAAGAGCCUUCUUCGGACCCACUGGCAUCACUAGAAGGCAGGCCCCAAAGUGCUCCCACCAUCUCCAUGUGCUUUGUCGCCAUCUAAAGGAGUGUGGCAGUCGUAGGGCCCCAAGACACCAGGCCUUUUUCUUUGUUCUUUUCUGAGGCUUAGGGAGUAGAGUCUCCAACUUGGUCUGGAGAGCAAGCCAUAGCAAUAUGGUGGUCAAGAUCCAGACCAGCCCUGAUGUUCCAAGAUGCAAAGCAAGAUCUUUGAGAGUGAAUGAUGGGAGAGUUCAUCCAGUAAUCUGGACAUGAUCUUGGUGCAUCCAAAGCUCUAUAGGAAGUGAGCUAAGUUUGGAGGUAUGAUCGCCUCACAGGCAUUGGGGGAAAUGUUGGUACUGUCUCGGGGUUGUAAACAAAGGUAGCUGACCCAGAGGGUUCUCGGUACUAUCUGUUUAGUGGGAGAGCUCCCU
Messenger RNA from Monodelphis domestica (gray short-tailed opossum), 3511 nucleotides. RefSeq names its product ly6/PLAUR domain-containing protein 5. NCBI's taxonomy places the organism in Eukaryota, Metazoa, Chordata, Mammalia, Didelphimorphia, Didelphidae. The record is from RefSeq and is a predicted model, not a curated record. Gene Ontology annotation, cellular component: plasma membrane.